CUAUUCCUCCCAAUGACACCAACGAUGGGGCACUAUUCCUUCCACUGGCACCAACGAUGGGGCACUAUUCCUUCCACUGGCACCAAACGAUGGGGCACUAUUCCUCCCACUGACACCAACGAUGGGGCACUAUUCCUCCCACUGACACCAACGAUGGGGCACUAUUCCUCCCACUGAUACCAGUGAUGGGGCACUAUUCCUCCCACUGAUACCAAUGAUGGGGCACUAUUCCUCCCACUGACACCAAUGAUGGGGCACUAUUCCUUCCACUGAUACUAAUGAUGGGGCACUAAUAAUUCCCUUAACACCAAAGAUGGGACAUUGUUUAUGCCCACUGAUGCCAGGACAUUUCCUACUCCCACUGGCCACGAAGGUUUGGAGAUCCCGGCCCUAGACUAAAUGA
Molecule: messenger RNA, 403 nt
Organism: Staurois parvus
Lineage: Eukaryota; Metazoa; Chordata; Amphibia; Anura; Ranidae
Source: the annotation of a GenBank genome assembly